GUCAUCCUGCCCUUUCACCCUCCGUUGGUGCGUCCUGGAUCCGGUUGUUGAAUGUGUCUACUACGUGUGAAUUGUGUGUAAACGAUGGCAGAGAGAAAGCAGCCUGGCAUUUGUAACCCUACUACUAAUUUACUUUUUUCUUCGCCAACUGAAUUUAGUUUUUCUGUACCUUUUAUUCCAGUUAGUCAGGCAGUAGGACCUGGUGCUGGUGUACUUACAGGAGAUGAAGCUGCAGAUGUUGGGGAGGAGGAUAGUUUUCUUGGACAGAGUUAUACCGGCAGUAACCAACCACAGACAUUUAGCUACUUCUCUCAGGCACCAGUCAGCAAUGAUCCUUUUGCCAGUAUUGGGCAUUUGCCACUUGGAACUACUGCAGCCACUACUGGAACUACAUCGUUUUCAAAGCCUCCUUUGCCUCUAGGGUCUGGAGUGCAGACGGCUCCUUCAUUGCCAGUGCCACAUUCUCAACCAGGGUGUGGCAUCCCUCCUAAUGCAGAAGUCUCAAAUAAUGUGCACCAGGGCUUUCCUCCUCCUAAUAUUUCAGCACUUCCACCAGCUGGACCAAUGCAGCCUGGUUAUAAUCCAUAUCGGCAUACUCCGCUAAGCAGCAAGGCAAAUCCAUACAUAACCCCACCUCAGCUUCAGCAAGUCCAAGCCUCAGACUAUCAGAUGCAUCUCACACAGCUGCCUCCUUCUUUACCACCAACUCGGGUAUUCCAAGCUCCUCCUGUACAACUGCCACAGCCUUCUUCAACAGGCCCCACACAGCUGCCACCAGUUUCUAGACCUGCAGGUCCACUAGUACAAGCGGUACCAACUUUUCCCCUCAACUUUUAUGAAGCUGUCCAGCCUCACUGGUUUUACUGCAAGCAGGUAGAGAGCAAAGUGAUUUGGAUGCCAUUCAGUGCUCUAGAUUCAGUAAAACUGGAAGAAACAUUCAAUUCUGUCCAACCUGAUCCAGAAAAUGUGGUAGUGAGUACAGACGGAGGACGUUAUGAUGUUUAUUUGUAUGAUCGAAUGAGACAUGCUGUUUAUUGGGAGGAAGAGCCAUCUGAAGUGAGACGGUGUACCUGGUUUUACAAGGGUGACACUGACAGUAGGUUUGUUCCAUACGCAGAAGAUUUCAGUGAAAAAUUAGAGGCAGAGUAUAAGAAGGCUGUUAGCGCUAAUCAGUGGCAUAAAAGACUUGAGUUUCCAAGUGGCGAGACAAUUGUAAUGCAUAAUCCAAAGGUUAUUGUCCAGUUCCAGCCAUCAGCAGUGCCAGAUGAAUGGGGAACAACACCAGAUGGACAGACUCGACCUAGAGUAGUCAAACGAGGAAUUGAUGAUGAUCACGAUGAAAUCCCAGAUGAUGAGGUACCUCAAGUCGAUCACUUAGUGUUCAUGGUGCAUGGCAUAGGUCCUGGAUGUGACUUGCGUUUUAGAAGCAUUGUUGAAUGUGUUGACGAUUUCAGGGCAGUGUCUCUGAAGUUAGUGAAAACACAUUUUAAGAAAGCCGUGGAUGAAAGUAAAGUGAAACGUGUAGAAUUUCUCCCUGUUCACUGGCACGAUUCAUUACAUGGAGAUGCUACUGGUGUGGACAGACGAAUCAAGAAAAUAACAUUGCCCAGUACCUCUCGUUUACGCCAGUUUACAAAUGAGACUUUGCUGGAUAUACUGUUCUACAGCAGCCCCACAUAUUGUCAGACAAUUGUGAACAAAGUUACAAUGGAAAUGAAUCGUCUUUAUGAGUUGUUUAUGAGUCGAAACAAGGAUUUUAAUGGUGGAGUGUCAAUGUCAGGCCACAGCUUAGGUUCAUUAAUUCUCUUUGAUAUACUGUCAAAUCAGAAUGACUUUUCCAGCCUUAAUGCUUCCACAACAAGUGUUGCAAAUGGAACUGUAAAGGCUCCUGAAAUUAUCGAACCAAAACAGCUAGAUGCUCAGAAUGCGCUGAACCUAAACCACAAUGGAAGUGGUACUGAGCAAACUGAGGAGGAAGAGGAGGGGACAGAGGAGAAAGAAGCACUGACCUUGGAAAGAGCUCUGGAGAUGCUCGGCCUGUCUGAAUAUAUGAACACUUUUGAAAUAGAGAAAAUUGAUAUGGAAUCUCUGAUGAUGUGUACAGUAGAUGAUCUUAAGGAAAUGGGAAUACCUCUUGGCCCAAGGAAAAAAAUUGCCAAUUUUCUAAAAGAAAGGCAAAAUCAACAGGAAAAGAAGAGAAUUGCAGCAGAAAAGAAAGCAGCAAUGGAAUCCUCUAGGAAAUCUCAAGAGGAAGCAAGCCAGAAGGCAAGGGAAGAAGAUGCUAAUGUUUAUUCUUCUGUAUCAGAUGGGCAGCUGGAGCAAGCAAAGAGAAGACCGACAGCUGGGGGCAGAGUUUCCUCAAUGCAUGUUGAUUAUGAGUAUUUUGAAAUUGGUACGGGGCAGGUAUCAGUGGCUUACCAUACUUUAGACUUCAAUCCAGAAAUCUUUUUUGCUUUGGGUUCUCCCAUCAGUAUGUUCCUCACAGUGCGGGGGUUGGAAAAAAUUGAUGUCAAUUAUAGGCUGCCAACGUGCAAGGGAUUCUUCAAUGUUUACCAUCCACUUGAUCCAGUGGCAUAUAGAAUUGAGCCUUUGAUAGUCCCAGAUUUAGAGCUAAAGCCAGUUCUUAUUCCUCACCACAAGGGAAGAAAAAGGCUUCAUCUCGAAUUGAAGGAGAGUCUGUCACGCAUGGGGUCAGAUUUGAAGCAAGGUUUUAUCAGCUCCUUGAAGAGUGCAUGGCAGACACUGAAUGAAUUUGCACGUGCACACACAUCCUCUCAGCAGCUACAAGCUGAACUAGAGAAAGUAGCACACCAGAUCAAAGAAGAAGAAGAAAAACAAGUGGUUGAAGUGCAAAAACUUGUAGAAGGUCCUGAGUCUUCAAAAGAGGAAGAAAUCUCUGCAAAGAUAGGAAUGCUAAAUGGAGGGCGCCGUAUUGACUUUGUUUUGCAGGAGAAACCCAUUGAAAGUUUUAAUGAAUACCUCUUUGCUCUUCAGAGUCAUUUAUGUUACUGGGAAUCUGAAGAUACUGCACUGCUUAUUUUAAGAGAAAUCUACAGUACAAUGGGCAUUAAUCCUGAACAGCCACAGCACUGAUCAUUCAGAGAAUGGUUACAAUCUACACUGCCUGCUAUCUUGCUGUACCUUAACUUUUAAGAAGAACACUUCAGAGGAGUGGUUGUGAUAUAGUCCACAGAAAAGUAGUUUUGUCUGGCAGCAGCUUUUCAGAGCAAAAACAUGGAUGUUUUCUUUGCAACAUCUUUAUCCAGCAAUUGUCUUCACAGAAAAACUGCAAAUGCUGUGUGACAAAAAAGAAAGAAUAAAACAGAUACGUGAACGGCUUCAUUUUUAAGGAACUGUAAAUUGACAGUUGGUGGGCUAAAAUAUCUAUUUGUACGGAAUUUGAUGCAAAUUUCUAUUUCUGAUUUUUAGAUCAUUUCUUUGGCCAAAUUAAGGAUUACCUAGUGGACAAAUGCUGCUGUAGUACAGGGGACAAAUAUGGUGUGUCUCAACAUUUUGGCAGUUCCAGCAAAAUAGCUGCUGUAAAAUUAAAAUAUAAGUUUAUAUUUUUAGACUUUUUUCUUAUCUGCCAAACAGGUUUUGAAGACUGUGUUGAUUGAUAGUUUCACUACAGCAACUGUUUUUAAACCCUUACAUCUAAUGCUAUCAUUGAAGAAUUAAUGCACCUGUUAAGUGUGUCUCACCUUUCAAAGUGCCAGCAAAGAAAUAAUUGAAGUAUGUUGCAUAUUCCAGAUAAGCUUUUCUCUGUUUACAUCUCAUGGCUGUUUCAUUUGUGGAAUGCCUCUGUUAACACCGUUUUAGCUGUUGCUUAAAUUAACCACAGAUUCCACUUAAAUGUGAUAUAUAUUUUUCAGUAAAUAGAACGGUUAAGUCAAUGCAUUUUUAAAAGUAUUGAACAGUUUCUGGUAUUUUAGUAAUGGGACCAUUUAGCAAGAUAACUUCCUUUCCUUUGUUGACUAUAGUAUCUGCCACUG
Messenger RNA from Protopterus annectens (West African lungfish), 3992 nucleotides. RefSeq names its product SEC23 interacting protein (gene SEC23IP). NCBI's taxonomy places the organism in Eukaryota, Metazoa, Chordata, Ceratodontiformes, Protopteridae. Gene Ontology annotation, molecular function: metal ion binding; protein binding. Gene Ontology annotation, cellular component: COPII-coated ER to Golgi transport vesicle. The record is from RefSeq and is a predicted model, not a curated record. The transcript has 19 exons. The coding region runs from base 85 to 3093 and encodes 1002 amino acids.